Molecule: messenger RNA, 2069 nt
Organism: Arvicola amphibius (Eurasian water vole)
Lineage: Eukaryota; Metazoa; Chordata; Mammalia; Rodentia; Cricetidae
Gene: Morf4l1
Product: mortality factor 4 like 1
Exons: 15
Coding region: 1-1416 (471 amino acids)
Biological process (GO): regulation of DNA-templated transcription; chromatin organization
Cellular component (GO): nucleus; NuA4 histone acetyltransferase complex
Source: RefSeq, a predicted model, not a curated record
AUGGCAAGUCAUGAGACUGAAGCUACUUGCCAGCACAGGCCCACCUCUUUCUUUUCUCCUGGUUUUCUCCAGAGCUCCCUUAAACCGCCUGCUGUGCCCGACUUUUGCCAGGGCCAGAGAGAGUUUGUGUGGGUUCAGCGAAUCCCUGAGACCCGCUGGGUGGAGCACCAGUGGCUUAGCAAGCCACAGGUGACAGGAACUGAGAUUGGUAGUAACAGGUUUCAGCCCCUAGCUAUGGAGUUAUGCAAGAUCUUUCCAGAUUUCCUAAACCUGGGGCUCAUGAGGAAGGCAGUUUCCUGUCCUAGAGGAGGCGGCGAAUCACUUAUAAAUGGCGCCAAGCAGGGACCGAAGCCCAAAUUCCAGGAGGGCGAGCGAGUGCUGUGCUUUCAUGGGCCCCUUCUCUAUGAAGCAAAGUGUGUAAAGGUUGCCAUAAAGGACAAACAAGUGAAAUACUUUAUCCAUUACAGUGGUUGGAACAAAAAAAGUGCUGUGAGGCCCAGGCGCUCUGAAAAAUCUUUGAAGACACGUGAGGAUAUUGUAGCCCUUUUUCCUGUUCCUGAAGGAGCUCCCUCAGUACACCACCCCCUCCUGACCUCUAGUUGGGAUGAAUGGGUUCCAGAAAGCAGAGUUCUCAAAUAUGUGGACACCAAUUUGCAAAAACAGCGAGAGCUUCAAAAGGCCAAUCAGGAACAAUAUGCAGAGGGCAAGAUGAGAGGGGCUGCUCCAGGAAAGAAGACAUCUGGUCUGCAGCAGAAAAAUGUUGAAGUGAAAACCAAGAAGAACAAGCAGAAAACACCUGGAAAUGGAGAUGGUGGCAGUACCAGUGAGACACCUCAGCCUCCUAGGAAGAAGAGAGCCCGGGUAGAUCCUACAGUUGAAAAUGAAGAAACAUUCAUGAACAGAGUGGAAGUUAAAGUAAAGAUUCCGGAAGAGCUGAAACCAUGGCUUGUUGAUGACUGGGACUUGAUCACCAGACAAAAGCAGCUUUUUUAUCUUCCUGCUAAGAAGAAUGUGGAUUCCAUUUUGGAGGAUUAUGCAAAUUAUAAGAAAUCUCGAGGAAAUACAGAUAAUAAGGAGUAUGCCGUCAAUGAGGUUGUAGCAGGGAUAAAGGAGUACUUCAAUGUAAUGCUGGGCACUCAGCUGCUCUACAAAUUUGAGAGACCACAGUAUGCUGAAAUUCUUGCAGAUCAUCCUGAUGCACCCAUGUCCCAGGUGUAUGGAGCGCCACACUUACUGAGAUUAUUUGUGCGAAUUGGAGCAAUGUUGGCCUAUACACCUCUAGAUGAGAAAAGCCUUGCUUUAUUACUGAACUAUCUACAUGAUUUCCUCAAGUACCUGGCAAAGAAUUCUGCAACCUUGUUCAGUGCCAGUGAUUAUGAAGUGGCUCCUCCUGAGUACCAUCGGAAAGCUGUGUGAGGGGGCGUGCCCUCUCCCGCUCGUGCUUGGAUCUCUGUAAACAGUUUGGUUCUUAGUCCUUCUCUUGUACAAAUGAUGUACUUUGAAGACGCGUUAGUGUAUAACAGAAUUGAUGUUUGUUUUCUCUUUGAUUUUAAACAGAGAAAAUAAAAGGAGUCGCUGCUCCUUUUUCCUUUCUUUUUUUCAUUUCAAAGUUUCUACCAGUGUAUUCAGUGAUGGACAGCAGAGGGACAUUCUGUAGAGUGUUUUAUUGCCUAGUUGAUAAAGCUGCUUUUGAAUGCUGGUGGUUCUGUUCCUUUGACACUACGCACUUUUAUAUGUGUUAAUGCUCUAUGACAAAAUGCUCUGAUUCCUAGUGCCAAAGGUUCACUUCAGUGUAUAUAACUGAACACUCAUCCAUCUGUGCUUUUUUUUUUUUUUAAAUGGUGCUUAAAGAGCCCAUCCUUUGCCAGUCAUCCAUGUUGUUCCUUAGGCAUUUUAUCUUUGCUUAAUUGUUAAAGAAUGGUGGCUUGUUUCAUGGUUUUUGUAUUUGUGUCUAAUGCACGUUUUAACAUGAUAGACGCAAUGCAUCGUGUAGCUACAGUUUUAUGGAAAAGUCAAUCUUGUAGGAGUUCUUUUUCAGAUCUUCAAUAAAUUUUUUCUUUAAAUUUCAA